Messenger RNA from Lotus japonicus, 2205 nucleotides. Its product is annotated as sorting nexin 2B. Gene Ontology annotation, molecular function: phosphatidylinositol binding. Bases 274 to 2013 code for a protein of 579 amino acids. NCBI's taxonomy places the organism in Eukaryota, Viridiplantae, Streptophyta, Magnoliopsida, Fabales, Fabaceae. The record is from RefSeq and is a predicted model, not a curated record. The transcript is spliced from 5 exons.
UUGAUCAGCAGUUGAAUCCUAACAGAUCACCCAAUCUGAGUCCUUGCAUGGUCUUCUUCAACCUCACCAUCUCAAACCAUUACACCUCGGCGCACGUUAGCCUCCGCCACCGACACCUGCCACGAACACUGACACUCCAAACGCGAUUUCCCCUUAACCUACACCCAUUCCAUUCCCUCACCACCACCACCAACCUCGCUGAUCGAACAAGCAACAUCACCCUCACACUUCUCCACUUUCCCAAUCCCAAUCGAUCGAAGAAAUCAUCAAACAAUGAUGGACUCCGAGAAUCAUACCUCGGAGGAGCACCACCACCACCCUCUCUCCGCCGCCGCCGCGCCCAGAGAAGAAAUGGAAAGCCUCGCCCUCCACGACGACGACGGCAACGGCGAGGUUUUGUCCAGCAGUAAAUCCUACUCCAACUACCGCAGCGUCAUGAGCACUCUCUCCGAAUCCCGACACCCUCUCUCGCCGCCGAUCGUCUCCACUCCCGCCGAAUCCGAUCCCCUCCUAUCUCCGCCGAUGAAUCACCACCACAACCGGGAAUUCUCAAACCCUAACUCCCACGAUACUUCCUCCUACCUCGACCCGCCAUCCUACGCCGACGCUGUUUUCAGCCCCUUCGACGGAGAAACCGCCUCCAACUGUGUCGAUAGCCCUACGAGCAGCUCUGAUGGGCUUUCCCUCUCGAGAUCCCCUUCUUCGAGCUCGGAGUAUUUGAAAAUAACCGUUUCGAAUCCGGUGAAGGAGCAGGAGAAUUCGAAUUCGAUUGUUCCCGGUGGGAGUAGUUACGUGACGUAUUUGAUCACGACGAGGACGAAUGUUCUGGAGUUUGGCGGGUCUGAGUUCGCGGUGAGGAGAAGGUUUAGGGAUAUUGUGACGCUAUCCGAUCGGUUAUCGGAGGCGUAUAGAGGGUUUUUCAUUCCGCCGAGGCCGGAUAAGAGCAUUGUGGAGAGCCAGGUGAUGCAGAAACAGGAGUUUGUGGAGCAGAGGAGGGUGGCGUUGGAGAAGUAUCUUCGAAGAUUGGCGGAUCAUCCGGUGAUCAGGAAGAGUGAUGAGUUCAGGGUGUUCCUGCAGGUUCAGGGGAGGAUGCCGCUGCCAUUGACGACGGACGUGGCAUCGAGGGUUUUGGAUGGUGCGGCGAAGCUUCCCAAGCAGUUGCUAGGGGAGAGUGUGAUUGCCCCGCACGAGGUUGUGCAGCCUGCCAAAGGGGGAAGGGAUUUGAUGAGGUUGUUUAAGGAGUUGAAGCAGUCUAUGGCUAAUGACUGGGGAGGUUCCAAGCCACCGGUUGUGGAGGAAGACAAGGAGUUCCUGGAGAAGAAAGAAAGGAUUCAGGAACUUGAACAGCAAAUCAAUGGUGCAUCUCAGCAGGCCGAAUCACUUGUCAAAGCACAGCAAGAUAUGGGAGAGACAUUGGGUGAAUUAGGGUUGGCAUUUAUUAAAUUGACAAAAUUUGAGAAUGAAGAGGCUGUCUUGAACUCGCAGAGGGUACGGGCUACUGACAUGAAAGGUGUUGCAACCGCUGCUGUUAAAGCUAGCAGAUUAUAUCGAGAAUUAAAUGCUCAGACUGUGAAGCAUUUGCAGGAUACGCUUCAUGAAUAUCUUGGAUUAAUGUUGGCAGUUCAUAGUGCAUUCUCGGAUCGUUCUAGUGCACUGUUGACAGUGCAGACUCUUCUAUCAGAACUGUCUUCUUUGCAGUCAAGAGCUGAAAAACUUGAAGCAGCAUCAUCUAAAAUUUUUGGAGGUGACAAAUCGAGGAUUCGUAAGUUAGAGGAGCUACAGGAAACCAUAAGAGUCACUGAAGACGCCAAAAACAUUGCAAUUAGAGAAUACGAGCGGAUCAAGGAAAACAAUAGGAGUGAACUUGAAAGACUGGAUAGCGAGAGGCAGGCUGACUUCUUAAACAUGUUGAAAGGAUUCGUAGUUAAUCAGGUGGGGUAUGCUGAGAAAAUAGCUAAUGUCUGGACAAAAGUUGCUGAAGAGACACGAAAAUAUGUGAAUGAAAGCACUUAAGCUCUGGCUAUUAAUUUGAUUUUCAUCCUUAUUCAUUGAUGUAGCAUUAUGUAGUCAUGACAAUAAACAUAAUGAAGCACUUUGGGGGCUUUUUCUCACUUGUAUCACAAAGAACAUUUCUUACACAUCAUUCCAAGGAUACUUGGUGUUGUACAUUACUUGCUAUAAGUUUGGCUCCUGCAGCUUUUCCGA